AUGGAUAGAAAGGUCCUCGUAGUACAACAGAAACACUCCGUACGCCUUGAAGUCGAUGGCGUCCAUAUAAAACCAAACUUUGAGAUCCGAUCAGGCUCAGUUAUUGAAGUUAUCGGAAUGAAGUGCAUACGGACAUGGAUAGCCCUUGUAAUAGUUGUUUUGUCGGGAGGUUCGCGAGCUGCACGAAUUUUAGCAAUUUUCCCGGUACCUGCGAAAAGUCACCAGAUAGUCUUCGGUGCGUUGAUUGAAGGUUUGCUGGAACGAGGACACCAUUUAACAGUGAUGAGCCCAGAUCCUUUCAAAACGAACAAUCCCAACAUAACGCAAAUUGACUGGAACUACGCUUACAAAGUGAUUGAGAGUGCAUCCGAUGUGGCGAAGACUACCCAAGAAAGAUGGAGCUCUCUGAAGGUGGUAGAACAAAUGCUGCUAGUUACGAAGCUAUUUACGGAGGCAGAGUUGAAUCAUCCCACGGUGAAAGCCAUGAUCCAGAAUAGAAGCGAACAGUUCGAUGCUGUAAUCGUUGAGUGCUUCCAAAUAACACCGUUUCAUGCUUUUGCCGAAUUAUACAACGUUCCCUUGAUCGGAAUAACAUCCAUCGAUGCAAUUGCCAUAGCUCAUGGAACCGUUGGUAAUGUCGCUAAUGCCAUUGCGAAUCCAGAGGCAAAUAACAAAUUCGGCACCGACAUGACAUUUUGGCAACGGAUUGAAACAUUUAUCGGUAUGCUAGUUUUGAACUUCUACCUGUUUCCACGGGAAUUCGCUAAAUACGACAAAAUUAUCGAACAGUAUUUCGGUAGCAAUAUGACGAAGUCGGAGCAGCUGAUGAGCCGAAUUGACUUUCUGAUGGUCAAUGCGGAGCCGGCGCUAGGCUUUGUUCGACCAAUCGCUCCGGCCUCUGUACAGUUGGGAUUUUUACACGUUAAACCACCCAAAGCCUUACCCUCGGAGUUCCAGCAAUAUCUGGACCGUUCUAGUCGAGGAGUGAUUUAUUUCAGUUUGGGAACGCUCAUCCGAACUACAACGCUAAACCAAAGGAACGUGCAACUGUUUCUGGAUGUGUUCCGAUCGUUACCGUACGAGGUCCUGUGGAAGUGUGACGGACAGAUCGAUCUGAACGGAGUGCGUAACGUACGGCUGGUAUCGUGGUUGCCGCAGCAGGAUGUGCUAGGCGUUAUUACGGUGAGCACGGGGACGAACAUUGAUAUUAACCUCACGGAGCAAAGCGGGGCAGUCAAUCCUAUCAUUCAAAAUAUCAGCUAUCAUCAAAGAACGCGACAGCUCUCGUCGUACUUGUAG
Molecule: messenger RNA, 1299 nt
Organism: Malaya genurostris
Lineage: Eukaryota; Metazoa; Arthropoda; Insecta; Diptera; Culicidae
Product: UDP-glucosyltransferase 2-like
Exons: 2
Coding region: 1-1299 (432 amino acids)
Molecular function (GO): UDP-glycosyltransferase activity
Source: RefSeq, a predicted model, not a curated record